Molecule: messenger RNA, 2127 nt
Organism: Rhodamnia argentea
Lineage: Eukaryota; Viridiplantae; Streptophyta; Magnoliopsida; Myrtales; Myrtaceae
Product: transcription factor PIF1-like
Exons: 9
Coding region: 293-1885 (530 amino acids)
Biological process (GO): regulation of DNA-templated transcription
Molecular function (GO): protein dimerization activity; DNA-binding transcription factor activity
Source: RefSeq, a predicted model, not a curated record
UAGAGAGAGAGAGAAAGAAAGACUGGAAGACCUUAUCAUCAUCUUCUUCCGCAGCUGCUCGGCAUUUUACCCCCAAAACCAAGAGCCAGCAGGAGCAGAAUCCUCUCUCUCUCUCUCUCUCUCUGUAGUCUCUGCCGGAGGAUCUGGAUUUGCUCGACUUCGCCUUCCUUGCUCCAUUAAAGAUAAGAAAAGUUGGAAGAGCGAGGUUCGCCCUUCAUCGUUGCUCACAUGAUUCUGUUCCACCUCGACCCUGCGUCCGCAAAGUCGAGCUGAUUCCGUUGCUGGGCCGAGGAUGAAUCGCUGCGUUCCUGACUUCGAAAUGGACGACGAUUACUCGCUGCCUUCCCUCACCCGCCCCCGAAAGUCCCAAGUGGCUGGUGAUGAGAUCAUGGAGCUGCUCUGGCAGAACGGCCCCGUGGUCAUGCAGAGCCAGCGAUCGGUGAAGAAAUCGGAACCCUCGCACUACGGCGGUGACGGCCUGAUCGCCGCCGACCUGGCGAUGCCCAGCUCGAUCCAGAACCAGACUCACCAUUACCAUCAGCAGGAGGAGCAGCAACACAACCUCUUCAUGCAGGAAGACGAGAUGGCCUCCUGGCUCCACUAUCCUCUCAACGACACCUCCUUCGUCGCCGAUUUCUGCUCCGAUCUUCUCUACCCUUCUCCUUGCGUCAACGCCGCCGCCACAGCCGCCACGACGUCCGCCGUCUCCGCCGGGACCGCCACUCGCACUGCUCCGGUUGUGGCGGAGCUCCGGCGGCAACCGCCGACGCUGAUGGCCCCCUCGAGCAGAUUCGAGAAGAACUUCGGCCACUUCUCGAGGCUGAAUCGGCCUAGAGUCUACGAAUCCGGACCGUCCAAUUCGUCUCGAGCGGCUAACGAAUCGACUGUGGUUGAUUCCAGCGGGACCCCCGCGGUGGGGCCCGGCUCUAGGGUUUCCGAGGCAUCGCAGUACGACGUCUCGCGCGGGACCGUUGACGGCGGAGCGUCGGCCUUGGCCACGUCGUCGGCCGAUGGCGGCGGUCGCGAGAUGGUGACGUGCGAGUUGACGGCGACUUCAUCGCCGAGCGACUCCAGCGCCUGCGCCGAGCCUCCUCCGCCGCCGCCAGAGGACAGGAAGCGGAAGGGGAUCGAGAUCGACGCCGACGCCGACGCCGACGCCGACGCCGACGCCGACGCCGACGCCGACGAGUGCCACAGCGAGGAUGUGGAGCUUGAAUCUGCCGAUACAAAGAAACAAGCACGCGGUUCCACAUCUACGAAGAGGUCUCGAGCUGCGGAGGUCCACAAUCUGUCAGAAAGGAGACGGCGGGACAGGAUAAAUGAAAAAAUGCGGGCUUUGCAAGAAUUAAUUCCACAUUGCAACAAGUCUGAUAAGGCUUCUAUGCUGGAUGAGGCAAUUGAGUACUUGAAGUCGCUUCAAAUGCAAGUGCAGAUGAUGUCCAUGGGAUGCAGCGUCGUACCGAUGAUGUUUCCAGGUGUUCAUCAGUAUAUGCCCCACAUGGGGAUGGGUAUUGGCAUGGCUAUGGGAAUGAAUCGCCCUGUGUUGCCUUUUCCAAACAUGUUAUCUGGUUCGCCACUGCCGACACCAGCAGCUGGUGCUCAUCUGGGUCCAAGAUUUCCUAUGCCAACCUUUCUUAUGCCUCGUGUUCCUGCACCUGAUCCAUCCAGAAUUUCCCCAACCAUCCAGUCUGAUCCUUUGUUAAGCUCUCUUGCUUUGCAAAGUCAAAAUCAGGCAAGGAUCCCAAGCUUCAUUGAUCCUUACCAACAGUACUUUGGCCUUCGCCAUAUGCAGUUGCCACUGCAGCAGAAUCAGUCUCCGUCUGGUACCAGCAAGCCAAGUACCAGCAAAGUAGGGGAGAAUCUUGAAAAACCGCCAUCAGGCUGAGCUUUGGCAGAAUAUCCGGAAGGGCUCUUGCCAUCCAAGUUUUGUAGGGUAUAGAAGUAGAACAGAAUACCAACAUGAGAGGAGCAAGCUUUUCCUUCCCUCCGGCUGUAAAUUUUUCCUUGACAUGGCUAACAUGUACUCAACAGUAGUCAGAUUGAUUUUUUUUUUUACUUUUAAUUUCAACUUUCUUCCUAUACUACCUUGUAAUUGUAAGUGUAAAAAGUACUCUGAAGCUUGGAAAA